AGGGUGGAUCCGCCGGCGGGUACUACGAGACCGUGGAUGGCGUGAAGUGCGACCACGAGAUCCUGGAGCUCUGCCGCAAGGCCGUGGCCGGCGCCGGGGACGGCCGCGUCUCCAAGGACGACGCCAAGGGCAUUUUGGACGCUGCUCUGGAUGCUGGCAAGGUCACGGACACCGAGCGUUGGACUCUGCGGCUUUGCCUUUCAGAGUUCAACUGGACGGAGGCGGCCCAUGACUGGUUCACCGCCGAGCUGAAGGCCGCCGGGGCGCCGCUGAAGCGGCCCGCCUCCAUGGCCGGGCGCCCGGCCAAGAAGGCCAAAGUGGUGGACCCGACCCCGUCCAAGGUGAAGUGCGUGGUGGGCGCCAUAGACUUGGCGCAGAAGUCGGGCGUGAGCGCGGAGGUGUGCCAAAUGGUUUCGCAGAUGGCCAAGAAGGCGUUGCCUGUGGCCAAAGAGGAGAGGCACGCCUUCCAGGGCGAGGCAUUUUCCAUGGUGGAGAAGAUGCUGGCGGAAGCGCACGAGGGCCUGAAGAAGGAGUUCGCGAGCGCCGGCGAACUCAUCGCCAACGCGGACACGGUGAAGGCCGCCCGCGACGCCAAGGUCAAGGAGACCGAGGCGCAGCUUGAGACCGCCAAGGAGGCCAAGACCAAGACGCAGGAGACCAGCCUGGAGAAGACCGCAGCCUUGAAGGCGUCGCACGAGCCGCUGCACAGCGUCCAGGCGGCGCAGAAGGAGGGGGACGCGGAGGCGGUGGCGCUGGAGAAGGAGAAGAAGGCUUUGGAGGAGAGCAUCAAGGAACUGCCCAGCCUCAAGGAGCAAGGCUCUGUGAAGGCUCGGCCCAUGCACGCCCUGACCAAGGCCUUGGCCAAGGCGGGUCUUGAGGACUCUUUGGUGGAAACUGUGCACCUGCCCUUGCAGAAGAAGCCAGAGGCCCGGGGCUCCUUCGACCACUUGGUGCUGGAGAAGCUGUCGGAGGCCGUGGACGCGAGGCUGGCGGAGAUGGCCAAGGCCAUCGAGGACGCAGGCCCCGCGCGCGCCGCGCGCGCGGAGAAGGUCGCGGAGGCGCAGGCGUCCUUCGACGCGGCGAAGGCGGCCAGCGAGGAGGCGGCUGCGGCGGCCAAGGCGGCCAAGGAGGCCCUCGCGAAGGCCCAGGACGAGCUGGCGACGGCGAAGAAGUCCCAGGGCUCCUUCGACGCGGAGCUGCGGAAGGCCGCGAAGACGGAGGAGGCCGCGAAGGCGGCGCUGGAGGCGUUCGUGGAAGGACCGCUGGCAGACUUCAAAUUUCUGGUGGAGCGGUCGGUGCCCGCCGAGGAGACCGCCUAGGUCCACUGAUGAGACCGCCUAGGUCCGCGUACCACUAUGCCUCGAGUUGUUUGGCUUGUAUCAUUACCUUUUAACCACAGGAAGCGAACCUGCCCUUGGCGGGAUGCCCGAGUGGUCUCGAAUUCAUGUUCUUGGGGCAAGAGACUGCAACAUGCUCUCGCGGUUGGCAAUCCCUUGGCUAUUGGCUGAACCAAAAGGGAAACCACUUUGCCGCAGAGAGCCUUUGGGUGCAGUCGCAUCACUUGCGCCGUUCGCUUUUCGACUGGAGGGGGCAUGGGGAUCAAGCUCUAGCCAGCGGGAC
Messenger RNA from Effrenium voratum, 1620 nucleotides. NCBI's taxonomy places the organism in Eukaryota, Dinophyceae, Suessiales, Symbiodiniaceae. The record is from the annotation of a GenBank genome assembly.